Molecule: messenger RNA, 2449 nt
Organism: Nannospalax galili (Upper Galilee mountains blind mole rat)
Lineage: Eukaryota; Metazoa; Chordata; Mammalia; Rodentia; Spalacidae
Gene: Clgn
Product: calmegin
Exons: 15
Coding region: 134-1966 (610 amino acids)
Biological process (GO): protein folding
Cellular component (GO): endoplasmic reticulum membrane; endoplasmic reticulum
Molecular function (GO): calcium ion binding
Source: RefSeq, a predicted model, not a curated record
UACCAAGUGGCAGAGAGUUGGACACCUGGACUGUCUCCGCCGGAUACAGGCCCGCAAGGACAGCUGUGUGGACCGCCGGCCGCUUUCCCGCUGCAGGUUCUCCUGGGCUGGCGUGAGGAAUCGGAUAGUCAGUAUGCGUUUCCAAGGUGUUGGACUAUGUUUGGGUCUUCUGUUCAUCACAGUUAAUGCACAAUUUAUGGGUGAUGGUGUUGAGGUGGAAGACUUCAAUCAAAAUUCGGAAGAGACUGACGUUAAAGAGGAGAUUCCCUCAGGGACUAUUAAAUAUAAGACACCUCAACCUAUAGGAGAAGUAUAUUUUACAGAAACAUUCGAUAGUGGAAAUUUGGUCGGGUGGGUCUUAUCAAAAGCAAAGAAAGAUGAUUUGGAUUCAGAGAUUUCGGUAUAUGAUGGAAGAUGGGAAAUAGAAGAACUGAAAGAGAACCAAGUGUCAGGUGACAGAGGCCUGGUGCUGAAGUCCAAGGCAAAGCACCACGCCAUAGCUGCCGUGCUUGCAAAGCCCUUCAUUUUUGCUGAUAAGCCUUUGAUAGUUCAAUACGAAGUAAAUUUUCAAGAUGGUAUUGAUUGUGGAGGUGCAUACAUUAAACUUCUAGCAGACACUGAUGAUUUGAUUCUGGAAAACUUUUAUGAUAAAACAUCCUAUACUAUUAUGUUUGGACCAGAUAAAUGUGGAGAAGAUUAUAAACUUCAUUUCAUCUUCAGACAUAAACAUCCCAAAACUGGAGUUUUUGAAGAAAAACAUGCCAAACCUCCAGAUGUAGAUCUUAAGGAGUUCUUUACAGACAGGAAGACUCAUCUCUAUACCCUUGUGCUGAAUCCAGAUGACACAUUUGAAAUAUUAAUUGAUCAAAAAGUUGUAAACAAAGGAAGCCUACUAGAGGAUGUGGCCCCACCUGUCAAUCCUCCCCGGGAAAUUGAUGAUCCUAAUGACAAAAAACCCCAAGAGUGGGAUGACAGACCCAAAAUCCCUGAUCCCUCUGCUGUCAAGCCAGAAGACUGGGAUGAAACUGAACCUGCCCAAAUACAAGACUCAAGUGCUAUUAAACCUGAUGGCUGGCUUGACAAUGAGCCAACAUUUAUCCCAAAUCCUAAUGCUCAAAAACCAGACGAUUGGAAUGAGGACAUGGAUGGAGAAUGGGAGGCACCUUACAUGCCUAAUCCAGCAUGUCAGAUUGGAUGUGGGGAGUGGAAACCUCCCAUGAUAGACAACCCAAAUUACAAAGGAGUCUGGAGACCUCCAAUGAUAGAUAACCCUAGCUACCAGGGAAUCUGGAGUCCUCAAAAGAUUCCUAACCCAGAUUAUUUUGAAGAUGAUCAUCCAUUUCUUCUGACUUCCUUCAGUGCUCUUGGUUUAGAGCUUUGGUCCAUGACUCCUGACAUCUACUUUGACAAUUUUAUUAUCUGUUCAGAAAAGGAGGUAGCAGAUCGCUGGGCUACCGACAGCUGGGAGCUGAAAAUAAUGGUGGCAAAUGCUAACGAGCCUGGUGUGCUGCAACAGCUAAAAACAGCUGCGGACCAGCAUCCAUGGCUCUGGCUCAUUUACCUGGUGAUGGCUGGGCUGCCAAUAAUAUUAAUCACUUCAUUUUUUUGGCCAAGAAAAGUAAAGAAAAAAUAUGAAGACAUGGAGUAUAAAAAAUCUGAUGUAUGUAAACCACAGAGCAAGGCGGCACUGGAACAGGAGGUAAAGGAAGAAAAGGCUGCCCUGGAGAAAACAGAAGAGUUGGAAGAGGAAAAGAAGCCAAGUGAGGGUGAAAUUGUUGAAAAGGAAGAGGAAGGUGAGCCUGAAGAAAAAAGCAAAGAAGAAGCUGAAAUCAUAGAAGGGCAAGAGGAGGGGAAUAAGUCAAAUAAAUCCGGGUCAGAGGAUGAGAUGAAAGAAGCUGAUGAGAGCACAGGAUCUGGAGAUGCGCCAUUGAAGUCAUUACGCAAGAGGAGGGUACGGAAGGACUAAAGCGUGUUCGAGUAUUUUGGAUUCCCAAGAGAGAUAGAUACCUGGCAUUCUGAAGCUAGCAUGCCUGAGUGGACCUUGAACCCACCUGUGCAAACUCUAAAUCUCCAGCAAUGUUAUUCUUUCAGAUACUUCUUUCUUUCUUUCUUUUGGGGGAAAAAGUAACUUUGCAGUUAUCUGGUCUUUGAAUUUAGAAUAAAAGAAACGUGGAGCAUUACAUCUGAGAUCCAAGAGAUUACUGUCAUUAGAAGAUACAGUUUUAAGAGUUUGGAGAUAGUUUUUGUUUUAUAGAGCAAAAUAAUAUGCAGUAACUUUACAGCUGUUGAAAUAAAUCAACUAUUGGGCUUUCCACUUUAAUGACUAUGCAAAAAGGUAGUAGGUAGUUUUAUAAUAGAAGUGAGAGUGUGCUCUGUUGUACAGAUGGAGAGUGAGUUCCUCUGUGGUUCUUCGAUUUAGAGUGUUGUUUGGGACCCACACUUACCUUGU